This is a messenger RNA of Canis lupus familiaris (dog), 1305 nucleotides long. It is a transcript of the gene TFB1M, whose product is annotated as transcription factor B1, mitochondrial. Lineage: Eukaryota; Metazoa; Chordata; Mammalia; Carnivora; Canidae. The transcript has 7 exons. The coding region runs from base 114 to 1151 and encodes 345 amino acids. Gene Ontology annotation, biological process: transcription initiation at mitochondrial promoter; rRNA methylation. Gene Ontology annotation, molecular function: rRNA (adenine-N6,N6-)-dimethyltransferase activity; mitochondrial transcription factor activity. The record is from RefSeq and is a predicted model, not a curated record. Gene Ontology annotation, cellular component: mitochondrial matrix.
AGAGCGGGCUCGGGGGCGGGCCUUAAUGCUCGCGGCUCCCGCCAUCCUCCCUGGAGGAUUUAAGAGCAGCGCGGAAAGGCCGCGGUGCAAAGUGGACGGUUCCGCGGGGCUGGAUGGCUGCGUCCGGGACGCUGAGUACUUUCCGACUCCCGCCGUUGCCCACGAUUCGAGAAAUCAUUAAGUUGUUCAGGCUGCACGCCGCGAAGCAACUGUCCCAGAAUUUUCUCCUGGACUUGAGGCUGACAGAUAAAAUUGUAAGAAAAGCUGGCAAUCUGACAAACGCUUAUGUUUAUGAAGUGGGCCCUGGGCCAGGAGGAAUCACAAGAUCAAUUCUCAAUGCUAAUGUUGCUGAACUUUUGGUGGUUGAAAAGGAUAGUCGAUUUAUUCCUGGGCUACAGAUGCUAUCUGAUGCAGCACCUGGAAAACUGAGAAUUGUCCAUGGAGAUGUGUUGACAUUUAAGAUAGAAAGGGCUUUUCCAGAAAUUCUUAAAAGACCAUGGGAGGAUGAUCCUCCAAAUGUACAUAUUAUUGGAAAUCUGCCUUUUAGUGUAUCAACUCCGCUGAUUAUCAAGUGGCUUGAAAAUGUCUCUUGUAGAGAUGGACCUUUUGUUUACGGCAGAACCCGGAUGACACUGACUUUUCAAAAGGAAGUGGCAGAGAGACUGACAGCCAAUACAGGAAGCAAACAGCGUAGUCGCCUUUCUAUUAUGGCCCAGUACCUCUGCAAUGUUCAGCACAUCUUGACAAUUCCUGGUCAGGCUUUUGUCCCUAAACCAGAGGUGGACGUGGGUGUGGUGCACUUCACCCCCCUGGUGCGGCCCAGGAUAGAGCAGCCGUUCAAGCUGGUGGAGAAGGUGGUUCAAAACACGUUUCAGUUCCGAAGGAAGUACUGCUAUCGAGGGCUUGGAAUGUUAUUCCCUCAGAUUCACCGUGUGGAAAGCACUGGGAAACUGUUAGAGCUGGCAGACGUAGACCCUACCCUCCGGCCCAGCCAGCUCUCCGUCUCACACUUUAAGAGCCUGUGUGAUGUAUACCGAAAAAUGUGUGAUGAAGACCCACACCUCUUUGCUUACAAUUUCAGAGAAGAACUCAAGCAAAAUAAAAGCAAAAAUCAGGAAAAGGAGGAUGACAAGGAGAGAAAUGGACUAUAAGCAGCAUAUCAGAUGUAGAUUUCCACAACGUUGAGCUGCUCAGAUGUGCACUUUUGUCUUCUACCGAAGGAUAAUAAAAAUACGAUUACCAGAUGUGACUUAUUUCCCUUUUACUGUACAUCUUGGUAGAGAAAAUAAAUAUAAUCAAAUAAGA